Molecule: messenger RNA, 1887 nt
Organism: Brettanomyces bruxellensis
Lineage: Eukaryota; Fungi; Ascomycota; Pichiomycetes; Pichiales; Pichiaceae
Exons: 1
Coding region: 1-1887 (628 amino acids)
Source: RefSeq, a predicted model, not a curated record
AUGCUCUCCAGAGACUCAUACAAAAGUGUGAUCGUAGGAUCUCCAUCUCGACGCCUUGGUCAGUUAUAUUCACAUAUAUAUCCAUACUCUAGAAUGCAAUCUACAUAUACACUUCAGAAGCUUAAAAAAACAUCCAGUUUCACCGAAACGUUGGCUCCAGACCCAGAAAUUCCAAAUGUUGAUAUUGCAAAAAAUCCAGAUACCCCUCAGAGUUUGUUUCACAGUGCAAGAAUCCUAAAAUCUGGUGCCUUUACUUGGUUGCUGCCGGAGAAGCGAAAGGAGUAUAAAUAUCUGACUGCAUCGCAUCCGGCGCUCGCAGAUCUUGGUUUGGAUCCCGAAAGAGAAACUAAAAGUGACUAUUUUAGAAUGAUUGUAGGUGGACAGAAGGUGGAGACCGAUCCUUUUCCAUACUCUCAGGCAUACGCUGGGUAUCAAUUCGGAACAUUUGCCGGUCAAUUGGGGGAUGGUAGAGUGGUCAAUCUGUUUGAGGUUACUAAUCCGAACACCGGCAAGGUGUAUGAGCUUCAGUUAAAGGGAGCAGGUAAGACGCCCUUUUCACGUUUUGCUGAUGGAAAAGCUGUUUUAAGAUCUAGCAUAAGAGAAUUCGUCAUAUCAGAAUCAUUAAAUGCAAUUGGAAUUCCUUCUACAAGAGCGUUGGCAAUAACUGCUCUUCCAAAGACGUAUGCACAGCGUGGAACAACCGAGAGUUGUGCAAUUGUGUGCAGAAUGGCUCCUAGUUGGAUUAGAGUGGGAACUUUCGAUUUGUACAGAUACAGAAAUGACCGUCAAGGUCUUAUUGCAUUGGCAGACUAUGCCAUUGAUCACGUUUUCCGUGGAGAAAAGAGUUUAUGCAAAAAUUUCAAAAGCAUCUUGGGCAAGAGUGAGAUUUUACAACAGCUUGGUACGCUUAGCAAGUAUGAUAAAUUGUAUCUUGAGAUUGUGUGCAGAAAUGCUGAGGCCGUCUCUUACUGGCAAGCAUAUGGUUUUCUUAACGGAGUUUUAAACACGGACAAUACGUCUAUAUUGGGAUUGGCCAUGGAUUUUGGCCCGUUUUCCUUUAUGGAUUACUUUGAACCAAGUUACACACCAAACACUGAUGAUGUAAAUGAAAGAUACAGCUUUCGGAGCAUGCCAUCAGCUAUUUGGUUUAAUAUGGUUAAAUUAGCUGAAGAUUUGGUUGAACUUCUUGGCGCUGGUCCGGAAUUGUUGAAAGAUCCUUUUUUCCAAGAGAAGGGAUUAAAACAGGAAUGGAUUAAAAGCGUUGGUAUGAGAACCAACAAAAUGGUUCAAGCCGCGGCCGAUAUCUUUGAAUCAUAUUACAUGAACUUUUAUAUGACACUCUUGUGUAAACGACUUGGCGUAGGCAUGAAAUCCAGAGACCAAGAUGGCAUUUUGCUUUUGCUUUUCGAAACUCUCCAGAAGAGCAAACUCGACUAUAAUGGAUUUUUUGUCUUGUUACAGAAGCAACCGUUGUGCAAGACAAAUGAUUCAGAGAUAUCCAAUAUAUCUGCAAAAUUUAUUCCUGAUAACUUUGAAGAAGACCAGACAUCUGGAUAUACCAAAAGUAUGGUUAAGGGUAUCAUAGAAAGAUUUCUUAUUGCAUUCAAAAAGCGUUUAGUUGAAGAAGACAUUACUGAUGCCGAAAGAUUAAGAAGGGCAGAAAAGUACAAUCCUUUAUUUAUACCGAAAAAUUGGAUUUUGAAUGAGGUGAUUGAUUUCACCCAAAAGAAUAAUUACGAUUCAUCUUAUUUGGAUAAGUUGAUGAAAAUGUGUUGCAAUCCAUAUGAGCCCGAAAAAUGGGGUGACGAACUUGGUACACUUGAACAGCAUUGGCUUGAUGAUAAUAAAAAAGAAAAGCAGAUGUUACAAUGUAGUUGUUCCAGUUGA